This is a messenger RNA of Cannabis sativa, 735 nucleotides long. RefSeq lists its product as uncharacterized. The record is from RefSeq and is a predicted model, not a curated record. Gene Ontology annotation, molecular function: nucleic acid binding; zinc ion binding. NCBI's taxonomy places the organism in Eukaryota, Viridiplantae, Streptophyta, Magnoliopsida, Rosales, Cannabaceae. The transcript has 3 exons. Bases 1 to 735 code for a protein of 244 amino acids.
AUGGAGUUUGAAUUCCAUAUGAGGGAGCUAGACAACUUGGAUAAGCGCAUAAGACCGUACACGGAGAAAAUUGGCCAUGAAAAAUGGUCAAGGUACUCUACCAUGACAUCAAACAUAGCCGAGGCACCGAACUCGGCAAAUUUAGCGACAAGGGAAACACCGGUGACAACAUUAAUGGAGUGCUUGAGGGCACAAAUGCAAGAGUGGACAUACAAUAAUAGAAAUGAGGCACAAAAAUGCACAACAAGGCUGACACCAUCAUCUGAGAAAAAACUCAUAGGGAACUAUGUACAGUCAUUGCGACUAACAGUGAAACCAGCAAACCAGAACCUGCUUGAGGUGAUAGAUGAAGACAGAACAAGAAUAGUAAACUUGAAGGAGAAGACGUGCACAUGCAAUAGAUUUCAAAAAGAUGAAAUGCCAUGUAACCAUGCAGUCGCCGUCAUGAAGGACUUGAACAUAAACACAUACAACUAUUGUGCACAAUACUACACAUCAAAAGCAUGGCUGCAAACAUAUGAAGAAACAGUAUACCCAGUUGGAAACGUAAGAGAAUGGGAACUUCCAGAAUUUUUUGAAGAAAUCAUAGUGUUGCCUCCAAAGGAGAGAAUCAAGUCUGGAAGGUCGAGGAAAAGAAGAAUGGCAGCAGCUUGGGAAACAAAGAAACAAAACAAGUGUGGCAAGUGUGGACAAAAGGGACAUAACAAAAAGACCUGCAGAAGAAUUACAGCAUAG